This is a messenger RNA of Coregonus sp. 'balchen', 2499 nucleotides long. Lineage: Eukaryota; Metazoa; Chordata; Actinopteri; Salmoniformes; Salmonidae. The record is from the annotation of a GenBank genome assembly.
AUGCCGUCAUUCAGCUGUAGAUUCUACCAGCACAGGUUUCCAGAGGUGGAAGAUGUGGUGAUGGUCAACGUGCGCUCUAUCGCAGAGAUGGGCGCCUACGUUAGCCUAUUAGAGUACAACAACAUCGAAGGCAUGAUCCUGCUGAGCGAGUUGUCUCGCAGACGUAUCCGCUCCAUCAACAAACUCAUCAGGAUCGGACGCAACGAGUGUGUGGUCGUCAUCCGAGUGGACAAGGAGAAAGGUGAGAGGAGGAAUACUGUCCAUGUGGAUGUGAUAGGUUGUCUUGUAACCUGGUCCCAAGGAUUUAUGGUUCAUUUCCCUGCUCGCUCUCUCUCUCUCUUUAGGCUACAUUGAUCUGUCCAAGAGAAGAGUUUCACCCGAGGAGGCAGUCAAGUGCGAAGACAAAUUCACCAAAUCCAAAACUGUAUGUUGUCUAAGUCCUCACAUCUCCACGUUCAUAGUGCAAUACCCCUACCAGCUAGUACAAUGUCAUCUUAUGCCUUGGGCUGAAAAUGCAGAAGGGCUGGUUGAAGUACUCUUAGAUGUGUUGUCAAAUUAUAUAUUCCAAUAUUUCUGGAGGUGAACCUAGACCUGUGUCACUUCUGUCAUGAGCAACUUUGGGUCCUUGAAAAACGCAAUAUAAAUAUAAUGUAUUAUUACUGUUAUUACAAUGACAGGUGUACAGCAUAUUGAGGCACGUGGCUGAGGUUCUGGAGUACACUAAGGAGGAGCAGCUGGAGAGCCUGUUCACGCGCACCGCCUGGGUGUUUGAUGAGAAGUACAAGAGGCCUGGAUACGGAGCCUAUGAUGUCUUCAAACAGGCUGUGGCGUGAGUACUGACAUCCUGGUCAGGGUUGGUGGAGGGGAUUCUCUUGCUGAGUAUUAUUUUCCAUUCCUAGUUCCAAUGCAUUGAAAACAGAAAAGUUCUGUAACUAGAAAUGGAAGAAAAUGGUUCCAUUGAUUAAAAAGUCUCCUCUUGUUAGUUACAAUUCUAGACUAGAUCAAUUUCUCUGGCACCAAUAGACAUAUUAUUUGGCUAUUGCACUGGAACUCCCAGGAUUUUAUGUGUUAAUAUGUCUGUUUUGGCCCACAGGGACCCAGCCAUUUUAGAUUGUCUUGACCUGACAGAGGAGGAGAAGGCUGUGCUCAUUGACAACAUCAACAGAAGACUCACCCCACAGGCUGUCAAAAUCAGGGCAGGUACAUACACGGUGUACAGUACACCUAAAGCUUACCUGGGUACUUGUACGUCAUAUACACAGCAGUAGUUUGAUAAGUUUUGAUAUAGCAUGAUCGUAAGAUUUUUAUUCUAACACAUCUCUCCCUCAGACAUUGAGGUAGCCUGCUACGGCUACGAAGGCAUUGAUGCUGUCAAAGAAGCGUUGAGGGCGGGGCUAGGCUGCUCCACAGAGACCAUGCCCAUCAAGGUAAAUAACAACAACAAACACCCCUCAGCAGUCAGUUUUUCCGAACCCAGAUUAAACAUAGGAUAGUCCUAGACUAAAAAGCAUUAAUUGAAAGUGACUUCUAGUCCAAGACUGGGCUUAAUCUGUGUCCGGGAAAACGUCUAUAUAUAUCACAACAACAUAGUCCAACACAUGAUUUCUCCCCCCUAAACCGUGUGUGUCUUCGGCUCUCUGACAGAUUAAUCUGAUAGCACCGCCACGCUACGUCAUGACCACCACCACACUGGAGCGCACUGAGGGUCUCUCUGUCCUCAACCAGGCCAUGGCUGCCAUCAAAGAGAAGAUGGAGGAGAAGAGAGGAGUCUUCAACAUCCAGAUGGAGGUCAGUGAAAUAUAAUGCAACUUUAUUGUCCAAAUUGCAUCUGAAAUUAAUAUUUUUUCUGUCUUUUGGUACAGUACAGGAAGAGAGGGAAAAUGGAAAAGACCAAGCUGGGGUGGAGUGGUGGAGGUUUCAUGUAAACUUUCUUGAAACCUCUGCCAUACAGCUGUGACCAAAUAUAUUGUCACCCUUGCACAUUUCUUAAAUAAUUCCCUAUUUAUUCUAAAAUAAGUAGAAAUUUGAAGAAUAAAUAAAUAAAAUGGUCACCACACCAUGUUAUUGGAUUUUCAACAUUGCAGAACCAACUUAAGUUUACAAUUUAAAUUGAGAAAAUAAAGACAAAUGGCAUGGACAAAAUUAUUGGCACCCCGGAGCUAGUACUUGUUUCAAUUUCAACUUAUUUGAGAAGAAAUUAUUUAAGAAAAGUGCAAGGGUGCCAAUAUAUUUGGCCGCAAGUGUAUGUAAUAAAUACAUUGGAAAUCUUACUUACCACAUUAAAACAGCAUACAAAACUGCAAGAAAGUUCAGGACAUAGUGCUUUUAAUGUCAAUUUGUUUAUCUCUUCCUGUGUGUUGUCCUCCCUUCCAGGCGAAGGUUGUGACAGACACAGAUGAGACAGAGCUGGCACGCCAGCUGGAGAGACUGGAGAGGGAGAACGCCGAGGUGGAUGGUGAUGACGAGGAUGGAGAGAUGGAGGCCAAGGCAGAGGACUAA